This is a messenger RNA of Penicillium hordei, 504 nucleotides long. RefSeq lists its product as uncharacterized. Bases 1 to 504 code for a protein of 167 amino acids. NCBI's taxonomy places the organism in Eukaryota, Fungi, Ascomycota, Eurotiomycetes, Eurotiales, Aspergillaceae. The transcript has 2 exons. The record is from RefSeq and is a predicted model, not a curated record.
AUGGCCCGUCCCAGCCCAUAUCCACGGCCACAGGCUCCCAGCAUUGGCUUCAAGAACUCUACGGGCCCUGCCCAUGUUCAGUUCUCUCCAUUGCCUGCCGCUGUCCAUCGAAAUGCAAUGCUUAAUUGUCCACGGGCGACAUAUCGGGCACAGGCUCUCCCAAAAACGCAAAGCCCAGAGUGGACAGGAGCUAUGUCCGGCCAUUCUACCGCAGUGUCCGCCACCCAGCACCGCCCAGGCCAAUGCAGGACAAAAAGGGCGCGGGGAAGCGUGAAUCGAGCGCAACAGCUUCAGGAAGAAAACGAGCGGCUUAUAAUCCAACACGACCAAGACAAGGUCGAGAUUCGGCAGCUACGUGAACAACUGAUGCUGCAGGAGGAAUCCCAUCAACGUUAUAAAGAGAGCAUGCAAAACUUUUUGCAAAACCGUUACGUCAAGGGUUCUUCUGUUGUCAAAUCAGCCAAUAUUACACAAUCAGGUACACGUGCCGGAGGCAUUCCAUAG